This is a messenger RNA of Fusarium coffeatum, 858 nucleotides long. RefSeq lists its product as uncharacterized. The transcript has a single exon. The record is from RefSeq and is a predicted model, not a curated record. Lineage: Eukaryota; Fungi; Ascomycota; Sordariomycetes; Hypocreales; Nectriaceae. Bases 1 to 858 code for a protein of 285 amino acids.
AUGUCUUUCUACGAUUAUUAUGACGACUCUCAGGAGUCAAACGAGUACUACACCAGAAAAAUCUCCAAGACGUCUAGCUGCACAGAAUGGAGAGGCUGGACAGGCGAAUACUCAUCCCUGACACCUACAUCUUACUCCAUUGAGGCCUCUAGAGCCUAUUUUACUGAGUCGAUGGUCUCUUCGGCUGAGACUCUGCCAUACCCGACUACAGAGAACAGCGCCUACUAUGCUGACACCAAGUCCACAACAUACAUGUCUUCGUCUUGGAACGAAGGAGCUGGUCGAUACGACUAUUAUGAAGAUACCACAGCAGCUAGUCGUUUCACGUGCUAUAACGACUACUAUGCAUAUGACGAGCAGGGUGUUGACACCGAUUUCUCCCAUCUCGAGGACAAGCCUGCCCCUUCUGACGAUGCUUAUGUCUCGCAAGCCACACAAACAUGCGAAUUACCCACUCAUUGCCCCGAGAAAUCACAGAGCUCUAAUAAACAUUUCUCUGAUGAAUCUCUUCGCUCUGACAAACGUCGUUUUGACAAACAUCGCUCUGACACAGCUGAUCGCCCUUCUCGCCCCUCCAGCAGUCCCCUUUCCAGCGAAAAGCCUUCCAAAUCUCUCAAAACAACUACACAAAACUGGGUUAACAAGCAAAGCCCAAAGCUCGCCAAAUACUCCAAAAUGGCUCAGGUCGCUACGCAGAAUUGGGUGGACAAGCAAAAAGAGAAUACGCGAGAGUUGGUUGACAAGCAAAAGAAGGAUGCGUUGAUGGUUGGUCGACUACUUGGCAAGGACUAUCGUCUCAAGCUUAACUCUCAGAGCUCACAAAAAAUGGCCAAGGGUUUCUCGUCUGUAUGCCCUUAG